This is a messenger RNA of Schistocerca gregaria, 3675 nucleotides long. RefSeq names its product ice-structuring glycoprotein-like. The record is from RefSeq and is a predicted model, not a curated record. The transcript has 3 exons. The coding region runs from base 1 to 3675 and encodes 1224 amino acids. NCBI's taxonomy places the organism in Eukaryota, Metazoa, Arthropoda, Insecta, Orthoptera, Acrididae.
AUGCUGCUCGCCACCACCUCCGCCGCCGCCGCCUGGUCGCCGCCGCCCUCGACGUCGUCGUCGCCGCCGUCUGCCGCCGCACCGCCGCCGCCGUUCGGUCGCCGCCUGCUGGUGCUCGCCGCCGCCGCCUGGUCGCCGCGGCCGUCGAAGUCGUCGUCGCCGCCGUCUGCCGCCGCACCGCCGCCGCCACUCGGUCGCUGCCUGCUGGUGCUCGCCGCCACCUCCGCCGCCGCCGCCUGGUCGCCGCCGCCCUCGACGUCGUCGUCGCCGCCGUCUGCCGCCGCACCGCCGCCGCCGCUCGGUCGCCGCCUGCUGAUGCUCGCCGCCGCCGCCUGGUCGCCGCGGCCGUCGAAGUCGUCGUCGCCGCCGUCUGCCGCCGCACCGCCGCCGCCGCUCGGUCGCUGCCUGCUGGUGCUCGCCGCCACCUCCGCCGCCGCCGCCUGGUCUCCGCCGCCCUCGACGUCGUCGUCGCCUCCGUCUGCCACCGCACCGCCGCCACCGCUCGGUCGCCGCCUGCUGGUGCUCGCCGCCACCUCCGCCGCCACCGCCUGGUCGCCGCCGCCCUCGACGUCGUCGUCGCCGCCGUCUGCCGCCGCACCGCCGCCGCCGCUCGAUCGCCGCCUGCUGGUGCUCGCCGCCACCUCCGCCGCCGCCGCCUGGUCUCCGCCGCCCUCGACGUCGUCGUCGCCGCCGUCUGCCGCCGCACCGCCGCCACCGCUCGGACGCCGCCUGCUGGUGCUCGCUGCCACCUCCGCCGCCGCCGUUCGGUCGCUGUCUGCUGUCGCCAUCGUCGUCACCGCCUGCCUCCGCACCGCCACUUCCGCCGCUCGGUCGCCGCCUGCCAGUGCUCGCCGCCACCUCCGCCGCCGCCGCCUGGUCGCCGCCGCCCUCGACGUUGUCGUCGCCGCCGCCGCCACACCGCCGCCGCCGCUCGGUCGCUGCCUGCUGGUGCUCGCCGCCACCUCCGCCGCCGCCGCCUGGUCGCCGCCGACGUCGACGUCGUCGUCGCCGCCGUCUGCCGCCGCACCGCCGCCGCCGCUCGGUCGCCACCUGCUGGUGCUCGCCGCCGCCGCCUGGUCGCCGCCGCCGUCGAUGUCAUCGUCGCCGCCGUCUGCCGCCACACCGCCGCCGCCGCUCGGUCGCCGCCUGCUGGUGCUCGCCGCCACCUCCGCCGCCGCCGCCACGUCUCCGCCGCCCUCGACGUCGUCGUCGCCGCCGUCUGCCACCGCACCGCCGCCGCCGCUCGGUCGCCGCCUCCUGGUGGUCGCCGCCACCUCCGCCGCCGCCGCCUGGUCGCCGCCGCCGUCGACGUUGUCGUCGCCGCCGUCUGCCGCCGCACCGCCGCCGCCGCUCGGUCGCCGCCUGCUGGUGUUCGCCGUCACCUCCGCCGCCGCCGCCUGGUCGCCGCCGCCCUCGACGUUGUCGUCGCCGCCGUCUGCGGCCGCACCACCGCCGCCGCUCGGUCGCCACCUGCUGGUGCUCGCCGCCACCUCCGCCGCCGCCGCCUGGUCGUCGCCGCCGUCUACGUCGUCGUCGCCGCCAUCUGCCGUCGCACCGCCGCCGCCGCUCGGUCGCCGCCUGCUGGUGCUCGCCGUCACCUCCGCCGCCGCCGCCUGGUGGCCGCCUCCGUCGACGUCAUCGUCGCCACCAUCUGCCGCCGCACCACCGCCGCCGCUCGGUCGCCGCCUGCUGGUGCUCGCCGCCACCUCCAACGCCGCCGCCUGGUCGCCGCCGCCGUCGACGUCGUCGUGGCCGCCGUCUGCCGCCGCACCGCUGCCGCCGCUCGGUCGCCGCCUGCUGGUGCUCGCCGCCACCUCUGCCGCCGCCGCCUGGUCUCCGCCGCCCUCGACGUCCUCGUCGCCGCCGUCUGCCGCCGCACCGCCGCCACCGCUCGGUCGCCGCCUGCUGGUGCUCGCCGCCACCUCCAACGCCGCCGCCUGGUCGCCGCCGCCGUCGACGUCGUCGUCGCCGCCUUCUGCCGCCGCACCGCCGCCGCCGCUAGGUCGCCGCCUGCUGGUGCCUGCCGCCAACUCCGCCGCCGCCGCCUGGUCUCCGCCGCCCUCGACGUCGUCGUCGCCUCCGUCUGCCACCGCACCGCCGCCACCGCUCGGUCGCCGCCUGCUGGUGCUCGCCGCCACCUCCGCCGCCACCGCCUGGUCGCCGCCGCCCUCGACGUCGUCGUCGCCGCCGUCUGCCGCCGCACCGCCGCCGCCGCUCGAUCGCCGCCUGCUGGUGCUCGCCGCCACCUCCGCCGCCGCCGCCUGGUCUCCGCCGCCCUCGACGUCGUCGUCGCCGCCGUCUGCCGCCGCACCGCCGCCGCCGCUCGAUCGCCGCCUGCUGGUGCUCGCCGCCACCUCCGCCGCCGCCGCCUGGUCUCCGCCGCCCUCGACGUCGUCGUCGCCGCCGUCUGCCGCCGCACCGCCGCCACCGCUCGGUCGCCGCCUGCUGGUGCUCGCCGCCACCUCCGCCGCCGCCGUUCGGUCGCUGUCUGCUGUCGCCGUCGUCGUCACCGCCUGCCUCCGCACCGCCACCGCCGCCGCUCGGUCGCCGCCUGCCAGUGCUCGCCGCCACCUCCGCCGCCGCCGCCUGGUCGCCGCCGCCCUCGACGUCGUCGUCGCCGCCGCCGCCACACCGCCGCCGCCGCUCGGUCGCUGCCUGCUGGUGCUCGCCGCCACCUCCGCCGCCGCCGCCUGGUCGGCGCCGCCGUCGACGUCGUCGUCGUCGCCGUCUGCCGCCGCACCGCCGCCGCCGCUCGGUCGCCGCCUGCUGGUGGUCGCCGCCACCUCCGCCGCCGCCGCCUGGUCGCCGCCGCCGUCGAUGUCAUCGUCGCCGCCGUCUGCCGCCACACCGCCGCCGCCGCUCGGUCGCCGCCUGCUGGUGCUCGCCGCCACCUCCGCCGCCGCCGCCUCGUCUCCGCCGCCCUCGACGUCGUCGUCGCCGCCGUCUGCCACCGCACCGCCGCCGCCGCUCGGUCGCCCCCUGCUGGUGGUCGACGCCACCUCCGCCGCCGCCGCCUGGUCGCCGCCGCCGUCGACGUUGUCGUCGCCGCCUUCUGCCGCCGCACCGCCGCCGCCGCUCGGUCGCCGCCUGCUGGUGCUCGCCGUCACCUCCGCCGCCGCCGCCUGGUCGCCGCCGCCCUCGACGUUGUCGUCGCCGCCGUCUGCGGCCGCACCACCGCCGCCGCUCGGUCGGCACCUGCUGGUGCUCGCCGCCACCUCCGCCGCCGCCGCCUGGUCGUCGUCGCCGUCGACGUCGUCGUCGCCGCCGUCUGCCGCCGCACCACCGCCGCCGCUCGGUCGCCGCCUGCUGGUGCUCGCCGCCACCUCCGCCGCCGCCGCCUGGUCGCCGCCGCCGUCGACGUCGUCGCCGUCGCCGUCUGCCACCGCACCGCCGCCGCCGCUCGGUCGCCGCCUGCUGGUGCUCGCCGCCGCCUCUGCCGUCGUCUGCCGCCGCCCCAGCCUUUCUCGCGCGCCGUCACCAUGUCCCAACCCACUACCACUAUCAUUUUUCAACUCUCCCUCCGCUGCUCCAACCACCAUCACAUGGAGGUCAUCCUCCACCCCCCUUCCCGUCCUUCCUUCUCUCCCUAUCCACCUCACCCCUGCGCCACUUUCGGCUGUCAACAACAGUGAUAGCCCCGCGGUGCGUGCAGUUAAAAGAUUGCGCUUAAUAUAG